Orbilia oligospora ATCC 24927 is the source of this 1098-nucleotide messenger RNA. RefSeq lists its product as uncharacterized. NCBI's taxonomy places the organism in Eukaryota, Fungi, Ascomycota, Orbiliomycetes, Orbiliales, Orbiliaceae. The record is from RefSeq and is a predicted model, not a curated record. The transcript has 3 exons. The coding region runs from base 1 to 1098 and encodes 365 amino acids.
AUGGACGGGCGGUCGCAUACUAUAAACAACUUUAUGGCAUCUGGGCCCGAGCCGAGACAUUCUCGACCCUCUGCGAUGAAAAGUUUCGGAAAGAAAAUAGUCCAGUACGCGGUCGGCGUCCACAAAGACAAAGGGGAUCGAGAAACUCCUCGAUCGCAGGCCCAUAUUCAUAAUAUCAAUCAGCAUCCACCAAUCGAAGAACUUCUUUUUGGCUCUGCGGUUCCACGCAAAAUGCCAGAACCGAUAUCGAUACCGAGUGUCUAUCCUGGUUUUGGUCCUAUCGAGGCAACCGAGCAAUAUCCACAGCAAGCAAGAGAUAUUCCGAGCUUCCAAAAUCCUGAGGAGACUCGUCUUCCUCCCAGUCCAGUGUAUACGAUGCAAUCUAAUGGCCAUGGGGAUAUCGACAUUGCGCCCCUUCAACUUAGUGAUCCGGGGCUUCCAUCUUCACUCGACUUGCUAAAAAAAUAUCAAACCAUUGUCUUGAUCGAUGACUCUCAGUCGAUGUAUGCGCAUCGUCAACCUGUCCACCGAAUCAUUCAGGAGAUUCUUCCACUCGUAGUACGUGGCAGUAACAAGCCAAUCGAGGUCCAAAUUUUGAGUGAUGAAAUGGGAACGAAUAAGAGAUAUUACAGUGGAGUUCCUAGCUUUGAGCACUUGUGGAAAGGCGCAAGAUUCAAACCCGAUACAUCAUUUCAGGCUGGCUUGGGAAGGAUCAUUAAUCCCAAAAUCCAGCAAAUCCAAAACCUCAAGUCUCAAGCCACUGCUAAUACUGUAGGCGGAUUAAAUGUCAUCUGUAUUACGGAUGGAAACCAAAGCGAUAAGAAAAGUAUUGCGAACUACAUUCAAAGAGUUACAGGGAAGUUGGACGAGAGGGGUGCGGAGGACACGCUCAUCGGAAUCCAGUUCCUUCAGGUUGGGGAUAGCCAGCAAGGAGCGGACUUUCUAAACUUUUUGGAUAAUAAUUUGAGGGGAAUUGAUAUCGUCGAUACGGUUAAGUAUAGUCCGUCGCCUGCUGGGAUACUCUCGCCUCGUGUGAAGGUGAAGAUGGUAUUGGGUGCCAUUCACAAGUCCUUGGAUGAUGACUCUAACGACGAAUAG